This is a messenger RNA of Pistacia vera, 1240 nucleotides long. Its product is annotated as GDSL esterase/lipase 1-like. Lineage: Eukaryota; Viridiplantae; Streptophyta; Magnoliopsida; Sapindales; Anacardiaceae. The transcript is spliced from 5 exons. Bases 16 to 1155 code for a protein of 379 amino acids. Gene Ontology annotation, molecular function: hydrolase activity, acting on ester bonds. The record is from RefSeq and is a predicted model, not a curated record.
ACCAAAUAUUGAUUAAUGGUACUUACUUGCAAACUACAACAGGAUUCAAUGGCAAGUCUGAGAUUCCUUUGUUGUGGGAUACUCUUAUUUGCAAGUAUUCCUGUUAAUCCAAUUAGUUGCCACGCUCAGUCAAAGCCUGGAGGUGCAACACAUAAAGCCUUGUUUGUGUUUGGAGACUCCUUGUUUGAUCCUGGCAACAACCAGUAUCUAAAUGACAGCAGAAAAGGAAUUGCAACAACCUUUCCUUAUGGAGAAACCUACUUCAAACGCCCCACUGGAAGACUUUCUGAUGGCCGCACAGUGCCUGAUUUGAUUGCCCAGUUUGCCAAUUUGCCUAUACUUCCACCAUACCUGCAACCGGGUGCUCAUCAAUUCACUGAUGGAGCAAACUUUGCUUCUGCUGGAGCUGGAGUUCUUGAUGAAACUCAUCCUGGAACGAUACGUCUGAGGUUGCAGCUAAGCUAUUUUAAGGAUGUGACGAAAUCACUGAAGCAGAAACUAGGUGAAGCAGAAGCCAAUAGGGUGUUGAGGAAUGCGGUUUAUUUGUUUAGCAUUGGAGGCAAUGAUUACUUCAGCUUUUCUCAGACAAACCCCAGAGCUUCUCAGUCCUCCAAGGGUCAAUAUGUUAAAACAGUCAUUGGAAACCUAACAUCUGUGCUCAAAGAGAUAUAUAAUAUAGGAGGGAGGAAAAUUGCAUUUCAAAAUGCAGGGCCAUUGGGUUGCCUACCAGGAAUGAAAUCUUUUGAUCCUAAGCUUGGAAGUGCUUGCUCUGAGGAACCCUCAUCACUAGCAAGACUACACAACAGAUAUCUAGCUGUUGUCCUUAAGAAGCUAUCAACCCAGUUCCCAGGAUUCAAAUAUGCAAUAUUUGAUUACUACAGUGCACUUGGUGACAGAGUUGCUAACCCUUCAAAAUAUGGAUUCAAAGAGGGGAAGGCUGCAUGCUGUGGCAGUGGACCUUACAGAGGAAAGAAUUGUGGGAACACAAUAAAUGGAACUCAAUCCUUCGAGUUAUGCAGUAAUCCUGGAGAAUAUGUUUGGUUUGAUGGUGGACAUACUACAGAAAGAGCUAACACUCAACUAGCUAAGCUGCUUUGGAAUGGAGCACCACCAGUCACAGGGCCUCACAAUAUGAAACAACUUUUUAACCUUUGAUUAUUAGACUAUCUUGUAUGCUUAUUCAGAUUAUGCAGUCUGAUUAGUUUCAAUAAAAUUCUUCAGUAACUUGCUCUGGAAUCAA